AUUAACCCAUGAGCAUAAUUGAAGAGUUAAACAAUUAACCCAUGAUGCCGUCAGUUGGGAACAAAAUUAACGAGAACAAGAAUGGCAGAAGAUCUACAGAAAGCAGAAGAGAAUGGCGGCGGCCGCCUACGAUUACGAGAACGAUCCGAGAUGGGCAGAUUAUUGGUCCGAUAUAUUGAUUCCUCCUCACAUGGCAUCUCGCUCCGAUGUUGUCGAUCAUUUCAAGCGCAAGUUCUACCAGCGCUAUAUCGAUCCUGAUCUUGCUGUAGAGGCUAUGUCAUCAGGGUCGCCAUCCCGAUCAUCAAAACCAUCUGCUUCAUCGUCAACCUCAUCAGCAGCAAAUGACGGAUCUCGGACACGCAAUGCAUGCUCAACCUCUAGAAGUUCAAGGGCAUCAGCAACAGCUUCUAUGCGUUGGGAUCAACGAACAAUACAAUUUUCUGUCAAUGCUUGGGUAUACUACCUACCCCCACCCCUUUCUUUCUCCCACAUUUGCAUAUUAGAAAGAAGACAAAUAAUAAAGCUACAAGCUACAAGCUACAAGGAAGCAACUAAUAGCAGCAAUCUAAAGCUCGGAGGUUCAAAAUUUCCUGCAAAGACCAUGGGUAUUCUUAAAACGUUGAGCCACAGUUGGUUGGGAAGACACUAUGGUACAUUGGCAUCAGCUCUCAUGGGAGUGAUUGUGUUGGCGUUGGCAGCAAUUGUAAUUUGGAGUUCGAUUAAAGAAGACAAAGCACGAGCGUCGCCACCGCCACCACAGGAUACCCCAGAAGAACAAGAAGAAGAAAAGCCAAUGGCUGAACCAAAAGAAGCAAAAGAAGAAGGAACAAUGGCUGAACCAUAG
Molecule: messenger RNA, 844 nt
Organism: Hibiscus syriacus
Lineage: Eukaryota; Viridiplantae; Streptophyta; Magnoliopsida; Malvales; Malvaceae
Exons: 5
Coding region: 113-844 (243 amino acids)
Source: RefSeq, a predicted model, not a curated record